Messenger RNA from Anguilla rostrata (American eel), 11061 nucleotides. RefSeq names its product phosphodiesterase 4D interacting protein (gene pde4dip). The coding region runs from base 1058 to 8692 and encodes 2544 amino acids. Gene Ontology annotation, cellular component: centrosome; Golgi apparatus; nucleus. The transcript is spliced from 41 exons. NCBI's taxonomy places the organism in Eukaryota, Metazoa, Chordata, Actinopteri, Anguilliformes, Anguillidae. The record is from RefSeq and is a predicted model, not a curated record. Gene Ontology annotation, molecular function: molecular adaptor activity; zinc ion binding. Gene Ontology annotation, biological process: regulation of Golgi organization; positive regulation of microtubule nucleation; centrosome cycle.
GUAACUGCAGCCUUGCCACAUCAUUUCUGUCUGCUCGGUGGAUUUGCCUGUCCGUGUAGUUGUUUGUCAGCCACUUUCUUUAUGUCUGAUAAAAUGAAAUUAUUGAGACACGGCUCUUGAUAGAUUAGGUUAUAUUUUCAGGAAUUCGGCGUUUCAAAUGGUGUGGAAUCGGGGCUGUUUUAGAGCCGUAUUGAAGGAUUAUCUGUGAUGAUAUUGCUGAGCAGCCGAUCUUCACAUGACAGCGGCUGGGAUGAUGAAGACGGCGGCGUAAAUUUUGCCUACUGAGAAAUACAAGAUAAUUCGCGACGGGUGAAUGAACUGCCGAUUUCUCUUUAUUUAGAAAAUAAUGAUUAUAUCAAUGACUGAAUUUAGACUUCAUAUUCUUGGAUCGGGAUUUCCUAUUGCAGAAUGGCAACGCAAAUCAGCAUAACCACAUGCGGACUCUGCGUAGACAAGGACCCAAUUAUCAUCCCUGCAAACAUUUUGCUUCCUGUAUGAAAGAAGAGUUGUGCUCCGUUUAAUAUAGUUUACAUAAUUGUUUUGCACAUGUAGAGCACCUUGUAGUACUACUUGUACGUUACCUCCUGUUACAAUGCGCAACGUUAUAUGAAGGUUUGCUGAUCGGAGCUUGCUGUUUGUUAGCCUGUCCCCAUCCUCGAGAGUCAGUGAUGAGAUUUUUUUUUACGGACACGUCGCAACGGAACUACUGACUCAAACUUUUACUGCGCAUCAUAAUUUUUUGCGUAUAUAGAUGCUGUGAUAUUUUUGUAUUUAUUUUCCAAUUCUGCAGUAACGCUGCUUGCUGGUCUUCUUGCACUGAAAAAAAAAGAAAACAAAUAGCACUUUGAAUUGUAUGUUGUAGACAUAGAGCGUAUUUAUUAAUUUAUAUAAAGUUUUUUAUUCAUAUUUAUGGGGACUACCUGAAGUAUAGUAUUUUUUGAAAAAGUAAACCACAGAUACAAGCCACUUUAUCUCAUUGCCCAUUCCAUAGCAAACCAGCUUGAAUACAAGCCAACACUGAUUGUAGUUGAGUGACCGUGAGUCAGAUGUUAGUGAAAUGAAGGAUCUGUGUAGGAUCUGCGCUCGCGAGCUAUGCGGGAACCAGCGGCGCUGGAUUUUCCACCCGGCCUCCAAGCUGAACCUGCAGGUGCUGCUUUCUCAUGCCCUGGGCUGGGAGCUCACCCGUGACGGCAAGGGUGAGUUCGCCUGCAGCAAGUGCACCUUCAUGCUGGACCGCAUGUACCGCUUCGACACGGUCAUCGCCCGCGUGGAAGCCCUGUCCAUCGAGCGCCUGCAGAAGCUGCUCCUGGAGAAGGACCGGCUCAGGCAGUGCAUCGGCGGCCUGUACCGCAAGAACAACGGCGAGGACCCCGCGGCCCGGCCGGCGACGGACGGCAGCAAGGCCGCCGACUGCACGGUGGACAUCUCCGGGCUGCACGACGCCCGGUACAACGCCCUGCUCCAGGAGGACCUCACCUACUCGGUGUACGAGUCGUGGGCGGAGCACGAGGAGCAGACCGUGGAGGCGCACCAGCAGCACCACUGCCACCUGUCGGAGGCGUCGGGCCCGCACCGGUCCAGGAGGUGCCGGGGCUGCGCGGCGCUGCGCGUGGCCGACUCGGACUACGAGGCCGUCUGCAGGGUGCCCAGGAAGCUGGCCCGGAGCACUUCCUGCGGGCCCUCCACCCGCUACUCGGCCAGCGUGCAGGGCAGCGUGUGCAGCGAGGAGCCCUCGGGCGCCGCCACGCUGGUACCCGAGUCGCUGCCGGCCACGUCCGAGAGCGACCGCACCCUGAUGGACACCGACCAGGAGAGGGCCAGCGCCGGCUCCUCCGUGGAGUCCCUGGAGGUGGACGCGGCCCGGGCGGCCUCCGGAGAGGGGGAGGCGGACGCGGACGGGGACGGGGACGCCAGGGAGGACCAGAAGUCCGAGUCGCUGUCGGAGGAGCACGUGUGCCCGCGGGGCGGUAAACUGGACCUGGCGCUGGUCCUGGCGCGGAGCUGCGAGUACAGGCCCGUGCGGACCCUGCGUGGGAGCAGGCUGCCAGUCCUGGUCAAGCCCGUCUCCCCGGAGAGCGUGUCCUUCUCCGAGCCGGGCCUCCGGACCCCCUACGGCGGGGGCUGCGAGUCCGGCACCUGCUUCCCCGAGCUGGGGCCCCCCCGCAUCCAGCCGGACCUGCAGCUGGAGCUGGCCGAGCUGGGGCCCCCCCGCAUCCAGCCGGACCUGCAGCUGGAGCUGGCCGAGCUGGCCGAGCUGGAGGAGCUGUGGCAGGACGCCUACGUGGAGUACAGGCCCUUCGGCUUCCGCCAGAAUCUGAUCGAGGAGCAGCAGACUCAGCUCAACCAGUAUGAGUGUGCAACCGGUCAGUGUGUCAAUGAACUGCAGAAGGCCCAACUCCAGGUGCAGUCCUUGCAGGCCAAGAUCCAGGAGAGCGAGACCAACAACAGGAAACUGCAGGAGAAGCUGUAUGAGAUGGAGGCGGAGCUUUGCUCCGUCAGGCAAGCUGCUCAGCAGCAGGAGCGCACCAUCCAGGGCCUGACUGACUCCAUCAGCUCCAAGAGCAGCGAGGCGGAAGAACUGCUCCGUGUCAUCGAGGGGCAGAAAGGCAUGCUGUGCAAGCUGAAGGAGACGGUCAGUCGCUACCAGCUGGAGACCCUGCAGGGGUCCAUGGCAGAGCCUCCAGCCCUGCAGGCGGAGCUCCUGGCCCUGCAGAGCUCUCUCUUCUCCACCCAGCUGGAGAUGCAGGGCAGCCAGAGGGCCCAGCGGCAGGGCCAGCGGCAGGCCAUCGACCUCGCUCGCGCCCGCGACCGCCUCCAGAGCGACCUGCAGGAGGCGCUGCGGCACGGGGAGGCCACCGAGAAGCACAACCAGGAGAUGCGCAGUGCUCUGAAGCAGGCAGGGGCUGACCUGCAGGAGAGGGAGGGGCAGCUGAAGGAGCAGGAGAGACAGAGGCAGAUGGAGGUGGAGGCACGAGAUAAGACCAUCCAGCAGCUGAGGGGAGCCCUGCAGGACAAACAGCAGCUACUGCAGGAGUAUUCAGAGCUCCUGGAGCAGCAGCAGGAUCCCAGUCAGACCCGAGACGCCAUGCUGGACAAGCUGAAGAGCCGCAUUAAGGACAGAGACCGAGCCUUGGAGCGCUCCAUCGAUGAGAAGUUCCGCUGUCUGGAGGAGAAGGACGGCGACGUGCGGAGGCUGCAGCUGGCCCUCAGGGAGAAGGAGAUGGACCAGGAGAAACUGCGCUGCGUCCUGUCCAGCAACGAGGAGACCAUCUUGCACCUGGACAGGCUGGUCCAGGGGAAGGAGCUGCAGCUGGAGCAGAUGUCCACGGUGAGCAGGAACGUGCAGCAGCUGAAGCUGGAUGUGGAGGAGAGACUGGGCCGCAGCCUGAGGGAGAGAGACUCCAUCAUCAGCCAGCUGCAGGCCUCCCUGCAGACACACAGCAAGGAGGCGCAGGACCUGCGGGCCGCGCUGCUCAGUAAAACUCCAGGGGGCAGCGCUGGGCUGGUGGAGGGGCUGAGGCUGCAGCUGCAGCUGAAGGAGCGCCUGUUCCAGCAGCUUCUGUCUGACCGCAGCGCUCAGGCCCAGCAGCACCAGGCCGAGGUGCAGGAGCUGCUCCACACUGUCAGCACCAGGGACCAGGGCCUCCAGGAUUCUGCAGCCCGCCUCAGUCAGGUGAUCAGCCAGCAGACGGAGCAGCUGCAGGAGCUGCGCAGGCAGCUGGGCUCUAAGGAGCGGGAGGUGAGGGAGCUGAACAGGGAGAAGGAGCAGCAGGGCUGGGACCCGCACCUGGAGAUCAGCCGCCUGCGGAGCCAGCUGCAGGAGAAGGAGGCCUUCAUCCAGGAGCUCAUGCAGGACGGCCCGCAUUGCCAAGAGGAGCCCAUGAUCACGUCCAGGCCCACAGAGGAGGCAGCAGGAGCAGGGAGCAGGAGGCAGGAGGGGCUGGGUACACAGAGGGACGUCCAGGCUGUGCAGGACGAGCUCCAGCUGGUGCUGCGGAAGGAGAGGGAGGCCCAGCUGGAACUGUCCACCCUGCGGUCCGCGCUGGCCAAGGACAAGGAGGAGAUGCAGACCCAAGCCGCGGAACUGGAGGCCCUCACCAGGAGUGUGCACAUCAAGGAACAGCUCAUAAAGGACCUUCAGACCCAGCUGGUGGAGCCCUCUGGAUUGCCUCUGGUGGAGAGGCUGACCCAGGAGCUUCAGGAGCUGAGAGAAACUGUGGCUAAGCAGGACCCCUCCACCCCCGAUCCCCAGAACGUUUUGGGGCAGCUGGUUUCAGACUACAGCAGACUGAAUGAUGCCCUGAAAACAGAGAAGCAGCUCUACCACAACCUGACACAGGUCCACUCUGGUAAAGACAGCUCUGAGAAGAACCGGAUCCUGCAGGUGGAGCUGGGCAAAGUUCAGGCGCUGCGGGGACAGCUCGAGGACGUCCUGCGGAGGGUUCGAGACUCCGCCCUGGCACCGCAAAGAGCGGCAAAGAUCCAGGCUGACUUAGGAGAGCUAAGCGUAGAGGAGGAAGACGACGAUGAUGAUGACAGCAGUGAAUACACAGACAGCAUCGAGGAAGAAGAGAAUGCUAAUCUAACAGCUCAAACCUUGGCCUGCUCACAGAACGUUCGACUCACCAGUGAAAACAGAGCCGGAGGUCUGGAGGGAAGUAUGCUAUCCCAGCAUACAGUGGAGGAUGGGAAAGCCCUGGCAAAGGUGCAGCAGCUCCUGGAGCAGAAGAAGAUAGUGGAGCGUGAGCUGGGAGAGCUGAAGUUCCAGCUGGAGAAAGCCGGAUACACUUCUCUGUCUCAGAUGAGGACAGCGCUGCUAAGCCUGCGCAUGCAGACAGACGAGCUGCAGGAACAGAAGCAACGGGUGACGUGGAGGAGUCGGGAGAAGGGAGAGGCAGGCGGGCUCCAGCAGAGCUGCACCCCUGAGAACGGGCUGGAGGAGGAGGAGGAGGAACACUGGUCAAUAACAGCAGAAGUGACGGAGGGUGGCCGCGAGCUGGACCUCGCGCAGGCCAAAGGCAGCGCCCCCUGCAUGCAGCUGCGAGAAGAACAGGAGAAGAGGAGGUGCUCCCGGCCUCGGUCACUUGACCUGGGGACUCUGCUGCUGCAGCAUGCUGAACAACCCUGCACACAGUCGGCAGACCCGGAGGAAGGCGAGGGCGGGUUCUGGCAGCACAUGGAGGCGGGGCUACGGGAGAAGACGCUGCAGCUGCACUCAGACCUGGCCCUGAGCCGACAGGAGAGCCGAGAUCUGCAGGAGAGACUGAUGGUGUCAGAGGCCACAGUGCAGGCUCAGGCAGAGCAACUGAAGGACUACAGAGAGCUGCUCUCGGAGUCCUCAGUGCAGCAGGACAGUAAGCAGGUUCAGGUGGACCUGCAGGACCUGGGCUAUGAAACCUGCGGCCGCAGUGAAAACGAGGCUGAGAGGGACGGCGCCAGCAGCCCAGAGUUCGAUGACCUUGAAAUGUGCACAGCCCUGUCCAGGCUGGACUGCGCGUCAGAGUGGUGGUCAGGGAAUUCUGGGAAGUGCGCGGACGCGGCGUCCCUGCGGCAGCACGUGGACGACCUGCGCGCCCAGCUCUCGCGCUCACGGGCGACCAUCCGCAGCCUGCAGAGCCGCGUGCGCUCGCUCUCCGUCACCAGCGACUACGCCUCCAGCCUGGAGCGCCCCCGCAAGGUCAACUGGGGCUUCCAGGCCUCGCCCGCCCACAGCGGCCCGGAGGAGGACGAGGGCUGGCAGUCGGACGGCCUGGGCACCCCCUGGGCCCCGCAGAGCCAGGAGCUGCGGGAGCUGGUGACCCGCGUGGCCUCCCUGGAGAACCAGCUGAGAAGCUCCCGGCCGGAGGGCAAGAAGAGCGCCGAGGACGCCAAGUCUGCGACCCAGCCGGGGAAGUUUGACUCGCUGAUCCAGGCGCAGGCCCGCGAGCUCUCUCUCCUGCGGCAGCGGAUGCGCGAGGGCCGGGGGGCGUGCCACGUCCUGACGCAGCACCUGGGCGACACCACCAAAGCCUUCGAGGAGCUGCUGCGCGCCAACGACAUCGACUACUACAUGGGCCAGAGCUUCCGCGAGCAGCUGGCGCAGAGCAGCGCGCUGGCCGAGCGCAUCAGCGCCAAGAUCAGCGGCCGGGACCACUCAGAACUCCCAGAUGACAAAACGGGUCACGAGUUGCUGGCUUUAAGGCUGAGCAAAGAGCUCCAACAGAAAGACAAGAUCAUCGAGUCGCUUCGCUCCAAGCUUAAGCAGGAGCGCCCAGACACCCCCUCCAGCAGCCACGCCUUGUCCGAGACCACCGACCAAUCCGACCGGACCUCCUUUGUGUCAGACGAGCAGGGCUCCAUCCAUGAGGACCUGGACCUGUGUUCGGACGUGGAUGCGACCAGCGAGUACUCCCAGGAGGGACAGCCCAGUCCCAAGCGACAGACCCAAACAGAUUCUCACUGUCACGGCGGCACCACCCCAAAGCACUCAUCUAUCCCAUCAUCCAGCACUGCCUCGCAUGGGGCUCAGUCCACCAUCAACUGUCCCAGCAAGCCAUGUACACAGCACAAGCCCAUGGACAGUCCAGGACAGAAAGGCCUCCCCCCUGGACCCGUGUCCAGCUCUCUCCCUCCCCCCCAGACCCUCUACUGCCCUGACCUCUCAGGUCAGAGGGCGCCCUUGCUCCUUGACCCUCACUCUGCCCUCCUGCGUCCGGGUUACCAUGGCGCCGGGGCCUUCUCCCUGGCGGAGGUUCACCAGGAGCUGCAGAUGCUUCAGAGACAGCUGGGGGAGAGUGAACGCUUUGCUGUUCCACACCCCCACGUCAAGCCCCUGUCCGGUUUCCCGCUGGCCGGCCACGCCCAUCCGAAUCCUGGCGGUUACGUGCCCCUGUCCCACCACGCAUUCCCUCAGCCUCAGUUUAGCACUCCCGGUGCAAGCUCCACACUGAAGGCAGAUGCGAGUCUGCUGGAGAGCAGUGCAUUGUGGGAUAUGGCACACAUUUCACGGCCGAUCAGAACCAGCGCUUACGGUGAUGUCUCUUCGGGAUCUUCGGGAUAUCAGUCUGGCACCAGCCACACAGGAACUGACCUCAUUGAGGAACACCUGAAAGAGAUCCGCAGUUUGCGCCAGCGCCUGGAGGACUCCAUCCAAACCAACGACCGGCUAAGGCAGCAGCUGGAGAGCAGGCUGGGGACCACAGGUCGGGAAGGCGGUGCGCCCACUAACAUCUACAUCCAGGGACUGGACUCUGUCAGCCAGCUGUCCAAUGAGAACAGAGCCCUGAAGGAGGAGAAUCUGGGCCUUCACGCUCGACUCCAGCAGAACAACAGAGACAAAUGUAAGGAGGCGGAGCAGCUGCGGGAGGUGGUGCUGGCGGCGCGGGUGCGUCUGAAGCAGGCGGAGCUGGAGGCGGAGCAGUGGAGGGAGGAGAGCAGGCGUCUGCAGGCGCGCGGCUGUGAGCAGGCCCAGGAGAUCCAGCAGCUGCGGCAGGACCGGCACGGCGCCCAGGAGUGCACCAACAGGCUCCAGCACCAGGUGAACCUGCUCCAGCAGCAACUGUCUGAGAGCCGGCAGCUCCUGCAUUCGCUGCAGUGCGAGCUGCAGGUGUACGAGCGAGUGCGUGGAGCCGCCACGAACCCUCACGCAGUGGGGUGCGAAGUGGAGGAGAACCUCUCCUCCCGGGAGCUCAGGGAUCUGUUAUCAGAGGUGCGCAGUCUGCGUGCGCAGCUGGAACACAGCGUGAAGGAGAACAGCUCCCUGCGCGCGCAGCUGGAGAAGCAGCUGGGUAGAGGCGUGGCCCAAGGCGAGGCCCACCCCUCCAGCACCCAGCAUGACAACAGUUGCCGGAAGCAGCUCUUCCAUGAUCCCGCCCCUUCUCCACCUGUCCGAGACACUGGCCUCUUCACCCCUGGAUCCACUUACUCUGGGUUCUCCAAGGUCACAGAGCUGGAUGAUCCAGAAGCCGCGGCUAAUGGCGUCUCGAAGGCCCACCCGGCGCUGGAAGGAGGGGCGCCAGACGGCUCGUUUGCCAGCAGGAAGGGGCGGCACACCAUCGGGCACGUGGACGACUUCAGAGCCCUGCAGCAGCAGAUCCUGGAGGGGAAGGUGCUGGUUCACAAGAUGGAGACGGUGCUGCAGGCCACGCUCAGCGCCGCCCUGCUGGAGUACGGCUCGGCGAAGGCCCUGGACUACAGCAACAUGGACACCCUCCUGUCCAACUCCAAGACCCUGGGCCAGAUCCUGGACGAGGCCGCCUCCCUCCUCAAGAUGUUCUGGAGGGCUGCUCUUCCCAGCAGUGAGCUCUCCGCUCAGCGCACCAAGAAGGAGCAGUCCAUGAAGGAGGAGAUCAAGCGGCUGAGGCUGAGGGUCACGGAGCAGGAGGAACUGCUGCAGGAAACCGUGGAGAAGCUGCGGAGCUCUAACCGCACCAAGCAGGGCAUGGAGCACUUCAUCGUCAGCCAGCUGUCAAGAACACGUGAUGUCCUGAAAAAAGCUAGAGCAAAUUUGGAGAAGAAUGAGCACAGGAUUUCCUCCCUAAGCUCCUCCUCUUCCUCCCCCUGUUCUGGUGAAAUCCCAAGACGCUCCUGUGAACCCCCUCCUGACUGGGGUUUCGUGAGCCCACGACCCCCCAAGCCCACCAGAGGAGGACCCAGCCAGCGGAGCGCUGACAAGCACAGCACACAGCACCAGCUUCAGGUCGCCACGAGUUAGCCAGCAGGUUCAGAAAUCACCAUCUCAGUUCAACACUGGCAUUAUCCUUAAUUCAAAGGGAAACAACAUGUCUUUUUAAAAUGGUCUGAACCCCCUCAGAAAUUAUUGUUGGCUAUCACGGAGACGUUCACAGAGUAAAAGGUUUUGACUAGCGAGCAUUAGACAGGCUUUAGAGAUCACCUCUCCAGGCCUGUUUCUGAUUGUUUCUGUCACCAGACAGGAUAUGGACUGGUAGCAUGCUGUGUAGCUUAAUGUUGCUAUGCACCUUAUGAAACAAGCCAUACUGUAAUGAUAACUAACCGACCUGUUCCUUUUGUCCACCCAUCCUGCUGCCUUUGAAGAGCAUUCUUCACACUCAUAACUAUUGGUGAAGAUGUUUUAAGGUUUUAAUAUUUAAGUUCUCUUAUUGCUGAGAGAGUGUCUUCUGAAAUACCAGGGACAAAGUAUUUGGGCACAGAAGAUUAAUAUAUACACUUAUUUAUUAUUUUAGCUCCUCUCUGAAUGACUGAGUGGUUUUCCAGCCAUUUCAAAGCAUUCUGAAUUGAGGAAAGAACAAUGUGUGUUCAACACUAGAAUGAACUAUUCUUGAUGAAUAAGUGCAAUAAGAGCUGUGCACUACAGCAGCUUCACCUAACAGUGAAACUACACUUUUACUGCACAAGGCUAAAGACCAUCAGUGCAAUACUAGUGCAAUACUACUGACUGGACAUCCGUCACAAAUCAGAUGUUCAGUUCUAGCAGCGUCACAUGGGGAGGUAAUGAAAGGACAAUACAAUCAAUUCAUCAACAGGGAUCAUCAACCCUGCCAAAGUUUAACCCCUUGUGUGGCAGUGUAAAAAUAUUAAAAUGUGUCCAAAGAGAUCCGUCUUAUUAUAAAGAAUAGCAAAAAUCUCCUGCAACUUAUUUCAGACGAUGGCUGAAAACUUCUGAGAGAAAAAUUGGAUUAUUUAAAUCUAAAAAGCAACCAAAGUAGUAAAGUGGCUAAAGUGGUGCUUUCUAACCACAGAUGCUUUGGUUCCUUUUGGUUGGUUGCUGUUUAAUGACUAAUUUCUUUAAAAACUACGUAAUAUGCUUUGCAAUUGAAUUUAAGGGAGAUAGUUGAAAUAAACAGGGAAACAAAUUAUAUUUUUAAAUUUUGUUUUUACACAGGUUUGAUUUAACACAGACAUGUAAUGUCUAUUGAGGGUUACCUGUUAGUUUUGGUGGCAUCUUUUCAAGUUGUUCACAUUGGACGAAUGGCCUAAGCUAACCUUGCCUGAAGGCUUUUUUCCAGGUAGUGAACUACCUAAAUACCAUCUCUGUAUGUACCUUGCGAUGAGGCCAGUCACAAAGCUUUUGCAAUCAAUAAUGUUGUACUACCAUUCAGUGGCAAUGGUGUUUUGGGGGGAAAAUAGCCCCCAAACCAAAACAUUUAUGAAAAUAAUGCAAGGUUUCUGAUGUCUGUUUAAUGUAUUAAAUAUUUUUUAUUCUGAUUUGCAUAACAUUCCUGUUAUCACAGAAAAUGUUAUAUAUUCCCCAACAAACUUUGGCAGGGUAGUGGUAAAUACCUCUAUUUUACACUUAGGUUAUACUUAUACUAGACAUGCAGAGGGGGGUUGUUUCUUUGUUUUUGCAUAUAACUGUAAAUAACCUACUUUGCGAUCAGUAGGUAUGCCAUGUUAUAUACAUACAGUAUGAAGUGUUUGGAUAGACAUGCAGUAGCCUAUAACUUUGCUUUUUUCUGAUGUUUUAUUAUACAUAGUAGCCUAUAUUUUAGCUUUCCAAGUGCCAUGUUUUCUGCCUGGUGUUUUGUCUGGAGUUUUAUUUGCGAAGGCCAAGGCUUUUCUAGGUUUAAUGCUAAUUUGAAGCAUUGAAGUCCACAUGCAGGCUAGGCAAGGGAUAGAGGCGUUUGAUUCCCUUGAAUUUGAGAUCAGAGUUUCAAGGGUAAAAGCUUCUAGGCAUGCUGGGCAUAGCGCCAUCUGGCUUAGCUGUUAGGAUCUGCCAAUAUGGCCUUCGUUUGUCUCCCAUUCUUUUAGAGCCCUUGAGCAUAGCCUGGUUCUAGAACACAGCAGUUUUAGAUUCAAUAAUGGAACAGUAUGGAGAAACCAAAGAGAAUUAAUAAUAAUGCUGACAUAUUAAAUACAUUCAGCUCCAUUGUGAAGGGAACAGCAAUCAACAGCAGCAGAACUAUGCAAUGGGUAUGGGCCUUGUAUCAUAUGUAUAUAGUGCUUUGAUACUGAAGAUGAUUUUUGUUGGGGAAAAAGGAGUAACUGUUUCUAGGUACUGUAUGCUGUCACAGACCCAAUGGGCUCUUGUCUAUGAACCUGACCAUGUGUGAUGUGCAGAUUAAAGGGUGUUCUGAAAGCUUUUGCUUUAAAAAAGGAAUCAAA